Melanotaenia boesemani (Boeseman's rainbowfish) is the source of this 2123-nucleotide messenger RNA. It is a transcript of the gene nsdhl, whose product is annotated as NAD(P) dependent steroid dehydrogenase-like. NCBI's taxonomy places the organism in Eukaryota, Metazoa, Chordata, Actinopteri, Atheriniformes, Melanotaeniidae. Bases 188 to 1231 code for a protein of 347 amino acids. Gene Ontology annotation, biological process: steroid biosynthetic process. Gene Ontology annotation, molecular function: 3-beta-hydroxy-Delta5-steroid dehydrogenase (NAD+) activity. The record is from RefSeq and is a predicted model, not a curated record. The transcript has 7 exons.
UAUGGCUGUACGCUGCUGAGAUAGAUUGGCAGGUUUCAAUCACUGAUUAGUAAAAGUUGUUCCUCGUGCUUUACAAGCUGUAACACUUCUGUGCUGAAAAUAUACGUGGUGUUCCUAUUAGCACUGAUAUUUUCACUGGUUGGGCAAAGUCCCAAUUUCUCCUCCUAUCGACAACUUUAUAUUUAUUAUGGCUACACGUGUCCGACCGAGCGGUAAACGGUGUGCUGUAAUCGGGGGGUCUGGUUUCCUGGGGAGACACCUGGUCGACAAGCUGCUGGAUCGCGGCUAUUCCGUUUCUGUGUUUGACAUUCGUCAGAGUGACGAGCUGAAGCGACCUGGUGUCGCUUUCCACCAGGGAGACCUCUGUGAUAAACAGGCUCUGUUGCUAGCCCUGAAGGACAUAUCACUGGUUUUCCACUGUGCCUCCCCAGCUCCUGCAAGCGAUGAUAGAUUACUGUUUGAAAGGGUUAACAUUCAGGGAACAAAGACAGUUAUUCAUGCCUGCCUCGAGGCUGGAGUACAGAAACUAGUCUUGACAAGCAGUGCCAGUGUUGUGUUCGAGGGCACGGACAUCAAGAAUGGUCGAGAGGAUCUACCGUACGCCAAGAAGCCCAUCGACUACUACACACAGACCAAAAUAGUACAAGAGAAGUUGGUCCUUGAGGCAUGUGACAAGCAGAAAGGUUUUCUCACAGUUGCUAUUCGUCCUCAUGGCAUCUUUGGUCCUCGGGAUCCACAGCUGGUUCCCAUCCUGGUGGACACAGCUCGCAGGGGCAAGAUGAAGUUUAUUAUCGGUGAUGGGACCAAUUUGGUUGAUUUCACCUUUGUGGAGAAUGUGGUUCAUGGACACAUCCUGGCUGCUGAGUGCCUGAGACCAGACUCUCCCAUCUGUGGCAAACCGUACCACAUCACCAAUGAUGAGCCAGUUCGUUUCUGGGACUUUAUGUCUGAGGUGUUGGUGGGUCUGGGAUAUGCUGCUCCACGCUUUCACCUCCCUUACAGGCUGGUUUAUGGACUGGCUUUGCUUCUGUGGCUGCUGACCUGGAUCCUUCGUCCUCUUGUAUCUUUCAAACCAACCUUUACACCAAUGAGAGUAGCUUUGGCCGGCACCCACCACUACUACAGCUGCGAACGAGCUAAAGAGCACCUGGGCUACAAACCAGUAGUCAGCCUGAAGGACGGGAUUGCUCGCACAGUGGAGAGCUACCCUCAUCUCAGAUGUGGGGCUUGAUGGUAGAAUGGAGAUAAAAAACCGCUCAGACAUGACAAGCAGAGCAUUUAUGAUAACAAUAAUUUGCACUGAUUAGGCAAUUUACAAUAAUGGAAGUCACUGUUAAUAGUCACCUGUGAAAGGCACACAAACUCGUCACUACUACUUCAACUUCCACCAGCAGAUGGCAGUAAAAGGCCAUCACAUCAGUCCUCUCAUUGCCUCCUGGUUCUGGAAUUUACUAGAUCAUUUGAUGUUGCAUUGAUUACAGUUUAUUUUUGCUCUAUUUUCAUUUGUGUUUCAUCUUUUGUGUUAUGAACUCAGGUUUUGCUGCCAAGAUGUUGAAGUGCUUCAGUGCAUCCUGCUUACCAAUAGUGCUCUUGAUAAAUGAAGGAAAACGACUGUUUAAAAAGCAAUAGGUUUUGGUGACAGUGAUUUAUAAUGCUGGCCAGGAGCAGGUUUGGCAACCUCCUCUGAGUUCCAUUUUUAGUGACAUCUUCUAGAAAAAUAACAUCUACAUGCUGUUUGUUCCAAAAAUGUUGCAGAGGCCCUUUACUUCCUUAGCAUCACAGUCCCUUCAGUCACAAAGUGACAUUAACAAAAGCAGUUUUCACUAGUGAAAGUAAAAUAGUUUUAUUAAACCACAUAAAAUACCUUUUUAGGAUAGAUUAAAGUCCUGAUUGUGCCUCAUCACCAUACAUCUGUCGCUGACCUUACUAAUGCUCUUGUGGCUGAUUUUAGGGAAAAUGCCUGCAGCCAGGUCAGAAAAUUAUGUGGAAAACCUUGCUAGAUGAGUGAAAGUUGCAUAAUAUAGUAGCCUUUUUGCACAUAGUUUAAAACACGUAUUCUUCAAGUUGGGCCUAAACAGUACUUGCAUACAAAUGUGAACAUUAAAAUUUGUCUGCUGUCCAUC